Messenger RNA from Rosa rugosa (rugosa rose), 1856 nucleotides. Its product is annotated as stress response protein NST1-like. Lineage: Eukaryota; Viridiplantae; Streptophyta; Magnoliopsida; Rosales; Rosaceae. The coding region runs from base 645 to 1856 and encodes 403 amino acids. The record is from RefSeq and is a predicted model, not a curated record. The transcript has 3 exons.
UCAAAACAUAUAGUCUACACCGAUGACAACAGAAAUAGUCAUCUCAAAUCUAAGGGUGCCUUUUCCUUGAAGCAGUAAAUAUGGAUAAAUGGGCAAGAUGAAUCGCCUACAAAAUUUUUAUAGUAUUUCAUGGUAAUGUGGACAUUAUCAACUGGCACGCCAUUAGUUUUCCCUAUUAAUUUAAGCUAAGCAACGCCAUUUCAAGGUUAUUUAUAAUUUCUCGAACAAGUUGGAUCAGAUGUCAGAGGCAAAAUCAAGAAGCCUUUAUCCUUCAAGACAUUUUUCCGGCAAUGCUAACAGUUUGAGCAAAGGUCUUCAUGCAUUACAUAUAUAGUUUGUAGAAGAGAUCAAGUCGAUCUUGAUCACGCGCGCAUCAGGAAGUAUAACUGCUUGGAAUCACAGUGACUUUGAGUUAUAGUUCGAGAAGAAAAUAACUCGAUUCUUAUUAAUAAAGGACAAGGAAAGGGACAAUCCUUAAUAUUAGUGGAUAAGGAAAUUCAAUCCUUCCUGACAAAGGAGUCAGUCAGUCUAGUCUAUAAAAAUAUUCAGAGAUCAUACCUUGUUUUCCAUUCCAUUCUUAGUAAUCACAGCUCAUAGCAUUUCAGUACUCUCGAUCUUUGCUCAUCAACACACUUUGUGAUUUCAUGGCUGUAACAACUGACGGGGAUCUAAAAACAGACUCUGCUGACAUUCUAGCAGCAGAGCAAAAGGAGGAGGAGGAGAAGAUGGCGCCAGUUAGUAAUGUGGAUCAACCUGCUGCUGUAACAUCUGUCUCCAGUAGUAUCGGCUCGGAAAAGAUAUCUCUGUUCAUUGGACAGUUCCCUAUCAGGAUACCAUCCUACUCAGAGGAAACCAAAACCAAUGAUCAAGAGAUGAACAAUAAUGUGGAGUUGGAUUUGGAAAAGGAUACUCAAGGCACUGUUAUGUGUAGUACUCUUCCUGUUGAGGAAAUAAAUAAUAUCAUCAACACUGUCCUUGAGACCAAUCAAUUUGCAGAUGUAAUGAACAUCAAGGGGAUCCCACUAGUUUCCGAGGCAAAUAGUACUGUUGACCAGGCAAAGAGUAAUGAUGAUGAAAAAUCUGAGGCAAGAGGAAAUGAGGUUAUUAGGGAGGAAGAGCAGGAAGAGUUAAAUGCUGAUGCAAUUGUUCUUGGUACCACUACUACUACUGUGACUAGUAGUGUUCCUCUUCAGGAAGGAAAUAAUAUCAACUAUGUCCCCAAGGCCAAUCAAUUUGCAGAUUUGAUGAACACAAAGGAAAGCCUAGUAGUUUCGGAGGCAAAGACUACUAUGGACCAGGCAAAGAACAGUAACGAUGCUAAAGAUAAAUUUGAAGUAAGAAAAAAGCUUACUAAGGCAAAGCAGAAUGCGCCAAAAGCAGUAGCAACCAAGAAGACAGAAAACCAGGCACAGAAGCAGAAAGCCAAAGCCAUAAGAAUUGAAGGAUAUAAUGAGUUUUCUCUUCUUGAAGAAUUAGAAAAUGAGCAGGAGCUGGACAUAGAGGCCAAGAGAGUAGAGGAAGCUGCAACUACAACUGAAGAAAAACCUCAUGAAAAUGAGUUUGAUGCGGAAAGUAGUUCUGAGAAGGAGCAAGACAUAGAGGCCAAAAGAGUUAAGGAAGCUGCAACCAUAGUGGCAGUUGCAACUGCAAGCACAUCUGAAGAAAAAGCUCAUAAAAGUGAGUCUGAUGCCCAAAGUGGGUCUGAGAAGGAGCAAGACGUAGAGGCCAAAAGAGUUGAGGAAGAUGCAGCUGCCAAGAAGAAAAGAGAGAAGAGAAAAAGGAAGAAAAAAAGUAAGGCAGAGAAACUUAAUGGAAGUUUCCCAUCAGUCGGAGUUUUUUCUUUGGCAUUGAAUUAA